This is a messenger RNA of Talaromyces proteolyticus, 606 nucleotides long. RefSeq lists its product as uncharacterized. Lineage: Eukaryota; Fungi; Ascomycota; Eurotiomycetes; Eurotiales; Trichocomaceae. The coding region runs from base 1 to 606 and encodes 201 amino acids. Gene Ontology annotation, biological process: mycotoxin biosynthetic process. The transcript has a single exon. The record is from RefSeq and is a predicted model, not a curated record.
AUGUUCUCCCCAGCUCAAGAAGCCAUUCAAUACGAGCGAGCGGUUCUAUUCGGACCUCUCAAGGAUAUCGACGCAACACUGUAUUCGGGAGCACCGAAUGAACGCAAUAACGCAGCAUGGCAAAAAUUACUUUCAGUUGGCAUUGUCGACAUUGACAGCUCAACUGCUUCGCUUUUGGAAGACCCGUCCAUGGAGCUUAGGGACCGCCCAGGCCACGUAAGGGUAGGCUUGGAUGUUUUUCACCAACUUCACUGCCUUUACAAUCUGCGCAAGUUUGCAUUUCCAGACUAUCCAUGGGAUACGUGGGGAGAAAAGUCUGAACACUCCCUCCACGAUCAUACCGACCACUGCAUUGAGUAUCUCCGCCAGACAAUCAUGUGCAACGCAAACGUCAAUACCAUUUCAUGGCGAUGGAAUGCAACUGCAAAGGCAGCUAUGCCUGAUGUACGCAUCUCGCAAUCGUGUAGAGAUUUUUCCAAAAUAUACGACUGGGCGGCAAGUCACGCCGCAGGAGGGAAGAUUCUACCAAGUUUCCAAGAGGCUGGUUUGCAGCCACUGAUCAAGGGAGGGGCACCAUGCCCUGAAGUAGAGUACUGUGAGCCAUAG